Messenger RNA from Rhizophagus irregularis DAOM 181602=DAOM 197198, 2010 nucleotides. RefSeq lists its product as uncharacterized. Lineage: Eukaryota; Fungi; Glomeromycota; Glomeromycetes; Glomerales; Glomeraceae. The record is from RefSeq and is a predicted model, not a curated record.
AUGAGGUUAUAUAUUAUUUUUCUUAUUUUUCUUAUUUUUCUUUCAUCGAUUAUUUUAUUGGUAUUACCAGAAAAAUCAUCCUUUGAAUCUGAAUACCAAGGAAAAGUUCUAUUGACUUCAGAUGGGUUCGGUUACUUCGUAAGUUUUAUAGAUGAUGAAGUUAAAAUAAAAGAAUUUUUUGAUAAUUUAACACAAGAAUUGGCUAAAGCAAUUCCGGUUAGUCCGGAACGAAUAACUACAAAUAGAAGAUAUGAAAUUGAAACUGAUACUUCAUGCAUUUUAUCUAUUGAUAUUGAAAGGACUAAUAAUAAAACCGAAAGAAAAUCUAGUUUGAUCGUUAGUGAUUUAGAUACUUUAAUAAAGAAUAAACUUACCACUGUCAUUGGUUCUGGAGAAUAUACAAAUUAUUUGGAUGCUGAAUAUGGAUAUCAAAUCAUACCAAGUUGGAUAAAAGAAAAUUGGAAAAACGUAAUUAUAUCAAUUGCAGUAGAUGUCUUUUUUUUAUCACUUGCUUAUUGGAAUAAUACAUUUACAAUUUAUUCUUGUGCCAACGCUAUUGAAAGAUUAGUUGUUAUAAUUUGGUAUGAUUCAGCAAGUUAUUUCCUUAUGACAUCUUCUUUUAUCACAAAUUUAAUGGUUGCAUUUAAAAUUGUACGUGAUGAACUUAUGAGACAUGACUUACAAAAAUUAUUAGAAGAACUUGAAGAUGACUUAAAAGAAGGUAACAAUCUAGCAGAAUAUAAAUCAGAAGACGGCGGUACAACAGGAUUAAUAAUAAAUAAUGAUGGUGUCAACAGCCAAGAAAAAAUUACGAAAGUAUUAAAAGAAAUUAAAAGAGAGUUAAAAAUAAUAAUUAGAGAAUUAGCAGUAAUUAGCGAUCUCAUGAAAGAAUUAAAAAAUGUUAAUGAAAAAUUAAAUUCAAAAGACAUCGUAAAAAAAUUGAAAAGAAUUAACAGUUUUAUAAGAGAAUUUAUGCAAGUUGAAGGUUCUACAAAAGAAUUAUUAGAUGUUAGUGGACAUUUGAAUAAACUUAACGAAUUAUUGAAAGAAAUUAAAGAUAACGUUAACAAAAAAGAAUUAAAUAAAAUAAAUUAUCUUAUUAAAUCCAUGAAAAAUAAAUUAAGAAUUGAACAACUUAAAGAAAAAUUGAAUGAGGCCGAGUAUCUUAUUAUCAAUAAUGAACUUGCAAGUGAAGAUAAAAGAGAUUUACUAAAAGAACUUAACGACUUUAAAAAAGAAUUAAGAAAAUUUAAUGACCAUGCAGAACCUACAGCAGUGUAUGGGGAUAAAGAAAUGAAUAAUGCUGUUGAGAAAUAUAGUGGCAAAAAACAGAUUAAAAAGCUUAAAGACUAUAUUCUGAGAAAGUUUGAAAAGAUUCUGAGAAAGUUUGAAAGCUGGUUUGGAAGCCUUAGAGAAUCAGAUCAUCCGGAAAAGAAAUAUCGAAAAAUUUCACAAUGGUUAAGAGAUUAUAAAGAUAAUCAAGUAAUUGUAGUAAUAUUUGCGAUACUAGUAGGAGUUGAUGUUAUACAUUUUAAAUUGCUUGGAUCAAUGUUACGGAUUCCGAUUCCAAGUCUUAAUUUUUUUUGUCUUAAGCCUAAAAUUAUUGAUGUUAAUUUUAAUGCUAAAUUAUCCCACGCAGUAAAAGUACAAUUAUUUUGGGUUGCAAUCAUUAAUUUUUUCAAUGAUAUUGCUAUAAUAUUUACACAGAAUUUUUCUUUAAACGACAGUAUGCAAAGAUUUUACAAGAGUCAGGAGCAUAGGAACUAUACGAAAGCACUUAAUAAGAUUAUUCCAAGUAACGAAUCAAAAGAAAAAAGUGCACGAGCUCAAAAAUGUCUUGACGAAUUUAAUAUCGAACUUCCUCCGCGUAUUGUGACUUCUAAUUCAAAGGUAGCACUGGUUCUGGAUCGUGAUUAUGAAAAUAGCGAAGAGCCAAGAAAACGACCUGCACUCACAAAAACCGGAAGUGAGUCCGAGUAUGAUAAAGCGAUGAGGAUGAGUCUAGGUUAA